AUGGGCUACCUCCUCUACAGCACGGUUUCCAGCCUCCUCGUCAUCUCAACUGUACUUUUCCUUACCCGUUCUCUUUGGCUUCAUUACAUCUCCGACAACAUGUUCGCUAUUCCCGGUUCCUCAUUCAUCUACUCGCGCCUGCCCUCCUCCUUCUCCGCCGACAUCGAGAGCGGCCUCUCCUCCUCCGACUUUGAUCUUACCGGCAACCUUGCCUCGGGCGACGCCCGCCGUGGGCUCGAUGACAAGAGCAAGCGGGAGAUCCAGCAUAUCAUGAAGAGCCGCCGGGUGAACUUCGACGAGGCGCGGAGGAUACACACCGAAGGCCGGUUCGCCAAAAACAACAUCGGUCCCGAUGGACUACCCAGAGACCCCAAGUUUGUGAGCUUCUCAUAG
Molecule: messenger RNA, 393 nt
Organism: Drepanopeziza brunnea f. sp. 'multigermtubi' MB_m1
Lineage: Eukaryota; Fungi; Ascomycota; Leotiomycetes; Helotiales; Drepanopezizaceae
Source: RefSeq, a predicted model, not a curated record